Messenger RNA from Coniosporium apollinis CBS 100218, 657 nucleotides. RefSeq lists its product as uncharacterized. Lineage: Eukaryota; Fungi; Ascomycota; Dothideomycetes. The record is from RefSeq and is a predicted model, not a curated record. Bases 1 to 657 code for a protein of 218 amino acids. The transcript has 2 exons.
AUGCUCGCUCACCUGCAGACCGACUCGGACUGCUGGCAUGGGGUCCAAGAUCCCAAGAAGAGGAAACAGAUCCAGGACAGACUCGCUCAGAGAGCAAGAAGGAAACGUCGUGCAGAGUCCAGUCAGGCUUUGGCACUACGAGGAGCACAAGAAGAUAUCCCCACUGACGCAUUUGCUGUCACCAUCAUCGAAUUACCCUUCAACACUUCCCCCGCAAGCCUGGACAGUUCAGCCUCACCUGCAAGCUGUCCUUCCUUUGGGUCCGAACUGUCCAUAGGAGUGGACCACAGCUUGUUGACCAAACAUGUCUCAUCGGUGUUUGCUGCGCUAUUCAACAACGGACGCAUCUUGGGCAUACCCUGCGGCAUCCAAGUUCCGAUACUCUCCCGGCCGUGCACGGCGAAGACACCACUGAGCCUCCACCCUACUCAGAGUCAGAUGACUGUCCUCCACAUUCCAUGGAUCGACCGUUUCCCUUUCCCGAAGAUGAGAGACAACGUCAUCCAGCUCAGUGGCAUUAUUGACGAGGAGGUCUUUUUGUGCGAUCUUUUCACAACGGAUAGUUUCACUAUCGUUCCAGGUUCGGUCAGCUGGGAUCCUAUGGCCUGGGUUGUGACAAACCCAUUUGAGAAGAAAUGGGGCUAUCUGUUCUACUGA